Dicentrarchus labrax (European seabass) is the source of this 4802-nucleotide messenger RNA. RefSeq names its product C2 domain-containing protein 2. The record is from RefSeq and is a predicted model, not a curated record. NCBI's taxonomy places the organism in Eukaryota, Metazoa, Chordata, Actinopteri, Moronidae. The coding region runs from base 573 to 2588 and encodes 671 amino acids. The transcript is spliced from 13 exons.
CAGACGGCAACUUUGUACAGUCAGACUGCGCUGCGGACCGAGUCCAGCGGCGAGGACUGCACUCUGCGCCUUCAGGAUGUUUUCCCGGGACUCUUUUUACCGUAUCUGGAUAUCACCUGGCGGAGCGUAACCGUAGACCUCGGAAAUAACUCCCGCCUGGGGAACUUUGGCGGCUUCGUUGCUAAUGAAGAAUAGCUAGUUAAGCGAACCGUGGCGAAGAUUAGCUAACUAAGCUAACAACCGUAUUCAUUGAGAGGAGGAGAGUGUACUUUCUGCAUGUUUAUCUAAAGCCAGAAGCUGCCUUUAGGUCUUUGACAGUGCUGUAGGUCUGUAUAACCGGUCUGUGUAAUCUGAGACCUCUGUAUGGCUUUUAAAAGCUGCUAUGGAGCACUGCAACAUGGGGAACAAUAAGCAGGAUUCGUUCUGGGGGUUGAGAUCGGUGCUGUUUGCAGUUGCGGGAGAUUGCUUUCAUUGAUUUCGCCGCUCCUUGACCAAAUACAUAUUAUGAGGUUGCCAGGAAAUUUCCCAGAGGAGGUGUGUUAAGCUGUGAUCAUCGUUUUCAUUUGCAAAGAAUGUCCGACUCGGAAAGUUCCGGUUCAUAUUUUGGUUCGGAGGAUCCGCAGUGGCUAUGCAUGGUCACACUUUUCAUCGCGUCCCUGGUCACUUUGAUACUGUAUUUCGUGCAGUAUUUCCAACAAAAGUGUGUAGGAAAUAAGCAGAGAGCAGCAGAGGACAAUGCGGCGAAGGAGGAAGCCGCCUCUCUGCUGGGAUGGGCGCUGUCACUGAAAAGCUGGAAGAGUCAAUGGAGAGGAGCUUGGUGCAGGGCUUUGAAUGACGAAUCAAGGAAGCGUGGGGGUCCUGUUCUGUUGACAUUUGGAGAGGAUGAUCUUGAGGCAACAGAGCUCAUGGUCAGCCAAGUAUCCAGCUUUCAGAAGUCUGCCAGACACAAGGCCGCUUCCUGCAGUGUGGUUGGGGAGCAGCUUCAGUUCUCUGUCAGUGCAGUAUCGACAGCCAUGGCUUCAGCACAUCCUUGUAAAUACAAAGUCUGUAUAACUCCACUGGAGCUGCAGCUUGAUCUACAGAUGCAAGAAGCUAAUGAUAAGGUCAAGUUGAGCUGGGGAGUGUCUCAGCUGGAGACAAGGGAUCUGCAGGUGACACCUACUUCCACCCAGGACAAUCCCAGCUCUCCCAGUGUAGCAGCCAUAACGGAGCAGCUGAGGCAGCUAUUAUGUGCAACGCGUCCCUCGGUGCUGCUGAGCUGCAGGCCUGCUCAGGCCUCAGAGGUCAAGGAAGCCCACAACAACGUGGUUUCCCCCCCAAAACCCCCCCGCGCCCACGACUGGAAGCUGCUGGUGAAGAACAUCCGGGUCACACUGAAUCAGGAGGAAGAUGCUGCAGGCAGCACCAAUCCUCUGUGUGUACUGCAGUUAGAUGAUCCUCCACAGAGGUUUAACACCUCUGUUUUGAAGAACACAACCAAUCCUGCCUGGGACCAGCCAUUUAUUUUUGAAUUGAAUGGACUUUCAAAAGAGCUCAAUAUUCAGUUGAUGAAUGAUGGACAACCACAAGAGAAUUCCUUACUUGGUCAGGUGUCAGUGCCUUUUGAUCUCGUAAAGAAGCAUCCCAAAGGACAGCAAACAUUUGCACUCAUGACCAAAGACGGAGUGACUGGAUCACUUACUACUGACUUUACCUACCUGGAGCCCAGUGAGGUGAGGUCCUGGCACCCUCCGACCCCAGCCUCCAGUAAGAAGGUGGAGAUGGACCGUACAGUCAUGCCCUGUGGCACGGUAGUCACCACCAUCACUGCGGUGAAGAGCAAGCCAGGCCGACCACUCCCUCUUGGACUCAACAUAGAUCCUGCCCAGAAAGCGGUGGCCAACAAGCCCAAGCUGUCGGAGCGCCGUGUUUCAGAGCAGGCGUCUAUGCUAGGGGCCACAGUCAGCAAGGCCCUGUCCUCUUCUGACACCGAGCUGCUGAUGCUCAAUGGCACGGACCCGGUGGCCGAGGCCGCCAUCAGACAACUCCACCAGUCUGCCAAGCAGAAGCUCAAGUCCCCAGUGAAGAAGAGUACCAUCAUCAUCUCUGGCAUCGCCAAAACGCCCUUGUCUCAGGACGAUGAGCUAGCUCUGAUGGCGGGCUACGCCGCAGCGAUGGACGCCUCCAUGUCAGAGGGCAGCUCUACUCAGGAUGUGACCAUGGCGAUCGCAUCAGGGACCAGUAGCCCUCCAGAGGAAUUGGAGCCCCAGGAAGGCCCCAGUGGAAUAGGCAGGCCUCCAGAGGACUGGGAGAGCCAAACCGGAGAGGAACUAGACCAUACGUCGCUCUCCAUGUGUGUGUCUGAGGCGAGCUGCAAGAAGAGCAGAGGCAGCUUCCUUCAGAAGAGUGCCAAGCUCUUCUUCCGGCGGCGUCACCAGCGCAAGGACCCGGGGAUGAGCCAGUCGCACAAUGACCUGGUUUACCUGGAGUCUCCAGCUGCAGUGGAGCGGGCGAGCCGAACAGCCACGCUUAGCCGUAUGCUCAACCGCAAGAGCAAGAAUAAGAGCAAAGCCAACGGCUCUACCUCCAUGGGGGAGCCACAUGUGUGACCCCUCCCUCCUGUCACCUCAGUCCCUCCUACAACAACUACCAUCACCACCUUCACCUCAAAGUUGCACUGGCAAACUUCCUGGCUAACCUACCCCCCACCCCCCUGCCCGACCUGCAUAAUGGUGCGCCUGCAUUGUGAAUGGGAAAGCUGUGCAGAUGGAAAAAUAUCCUCUUUAAUUGCCGUAUCGUGCUUCCUAUGAGAAGCAGAUAUUCCACUAAAAGCAAGUGUAUGCAUGUGUGGAUGAAGGUCUCCUGUCUUGGAUUAAUGGCAUUUCAGAGGAUAUUAUUUAGCAUGUUUCAUAUUAUUUGAUUUUAUGCAACAUUUGAAAUCUUUAAGUGCUUUUGUGGCCUUGUUACAGACAGAAAGGACUGGUGUGGGCCGUCACUCUUUACCUCACUGACACUGAGGAUAAGGAGUAAACUCUCCCUGCUGUAAACCGUAAGUCUCCUACGGUGGACCAACAGGACCAAAGAUUAAGAGAAGAGUGGUAUUUGUAUGAUUUGCACAAUUUUAGUACCUUUAUUUAAAGUGCAAUGACAGGAGCUACUCUUGUGUUAGAGAUACAUGUUGAAAACAUUCACAAAGGGAGAUGAUCUUUUCGAUGCACAACGGGGGAAAUAGUAACACGACUACUUUUUGACACUAAUACUAUGAAAUGUGGUGUUUAUAUCAGUUCAUUUAAAAGAAGUAAUUUUAUUCAAAAUGAAGAUAAGAUGUUCCUUUAUUGAUCCCCCUUAGGAGAAAUUCAAGCAAUGAAGCAAGAUUAGAGCAACAGCUAUAUGCAAUGUGCAUAUAAAAGCUGUAAAACAAAUGUAUCCGGAAAAUUGUCAGCCCUCAUGUCUAACAAAGAUACCAGAAGUCGUAGUUUAUGUUUGGCAUGUGCGGAGGCUGUGUUAUCAAGCCUUUAACAUGAGUUCACACCCUUCCACAAAGAAAACAAAGAAGCAGUGACACUGUGGCUAACAGAAACUUUAGCUAUAUGUGAGCGUUUUAUGUUUACUCCUCUCUGCUGUGUUUUCAGAUGAUAUGCAACUUUCUUCUUUGUCUUCCUAAAAGAUUGCUCUUUUACACUACUGUUAUCAGCAGGGUUGUUAAUGUGUCAAAAGGGAAGCGAAUGAACCUCUAUCCAGGGACUGUGACGUUACACUCGGCCAUACUUGUCACAUUACGCACUAAUCAGAUUUGUUUUACACUCAUUUCAACCCUGCAUUUCACCUGAAUGAAAUCCUCAGUCUUUUAUUUGAUGUUUUAUUGUUUUUAAAAGAUGUAGCUUUGAACACAUGAACAAGAAGAAGUGUGAACACCUUUGGGGGCAACCACAUAGUUUGGCUGCUUUUUUUUUUUUUUUUUUUAAAUCCAGCUAAUGAUUGUAUUUUUGUUUUUGUAAGCAGCUUGUUGAAGACAUUUCUGUACAUCAUGUAAACUACUGUUUAGUGAAUCUGCUCAGAGGAUUGAUGCAGCACAGUGACAGACAGAACUAACAGAUUGCCUUACAGUUAUGUCUGAGGAUGAUGUCACGGGUGGACUUCCUUGACUUGACGUUUGGUUCCUGAGGCUGCGUCCACCAGAGGACUGAAGGACUGUGGCCAACAGUUGGACUGGCUCUGAGAGACGAGCGUACCGCCAUGUUCCUGCACCAUCAGUAAUGUCUAUAAUCAAGAAGCCUAUGCACAUAACAUUAACUGAGUGUUUACAUUAUUAGACUAUCAGAAUUAAAAACACUCACUUGCUGUUUAUGGCAACACUCUGCUGCAGAUUCAAUGUGGGUUGUCUUUGUGUCUUGGUAUUAACAGUACAUAGAGAUCCAUUCUCAUCACCUGCUCUCCUCCAUCAUCACUGAUUAGUCUGCUUUUUAAAAAAAAAAAAAGAUUCCGAUUUGGGCUGAAAAAAGAAAAUUCUGUUACCAUUCAGACAGAAUCACCUUUAAACUCUGAGGAACGGAGGGGAAAACGGGUUUUAAUCAUGCUCAGCUUCAGAGCCCUUGUUUAUGGCAGCCUGCAGUCAUUGGCUACUGUUAUGCAUUGAGUAAGCAGUAGGGCUGUAUGUGAUUAAUAAACUGCUUCCUUAUGUUUUUUUUAUUUGCAUCUGCUCUGUGCACAGAAACUGACUUAACUGUUGUUACAGAGUGUCAGUUAUUUCCCUGCAGGGAUUGUAACUAAUAUACAUAUCCAGUUAUUUCAUUUUGGACAAUAAAUAUUGAUUGAAUAACUGA